Messenger RNA from Eimeria maxima, 876 nucleotides. RefSeq names its product succinyl-CoA ligase alpha subunit, putative. The transcript has 6 exons. The record is from RefSeq and is a predicted model, not a curated record. Gene Ontology annotation, biological process: tricarboxylic acid cycle. Gene Ontology annotation, molecular function: succinate-CoA ligase (GDP-forming) activity; succinate-CoA ligase (ADP-forming) activity. NCBI's taxonomy places the organism in Eukaryota, Apicomplexa, Conoidasida, Eucoccidiorida, Eimeriidae. The coding region runs from base 1 to 876 and encodes 291 amino acids. Gene Ontology annotation, cellular component: mitochondrion; succinate-CoA ligase complex (ADP-forming).
AUGCUGUUUUCAGUGCUUCUCAUCCACUGCUCGCGUAUUUGUGGAUCGAAAUACGAAAGUCAUUUGCCAGGGUCUGACCGGCAAUCAGGUGAUUUUGGGACCUUUCACAGUGAACAGGCACUGAACUAUGGCACGCAACUUGUAGGUGGAGUGAAUCCAGCGAAGGGAGGCACUACAUGGACGAGCUCAGAUGGGCGGUACAAACUACCAGUCUUCAAGUCCGUCAGGGAGGCCAAGGACGCCACGGGCUGCCACGCCUCGGCGAUCUUCGUACCUGCUCCCCACGCGGCUGCUGCCAUCCUGGAGUGCGUGGAAGCAGAGCUGGACUUAGUAGUUUGCAUUACUGAAGGCAUUCCUCAACACGACAUGGCGGUGGUCAAGAAGCGUCUUCGUCAACAAACAAAGACCCGCCUUAUCGGCCCAAACUGUCCUGGAAUUAUCAAGCCGGAAGAGUGCAAGAUCGGCAUCAUGCCUGGCUACAUUCACAAGAAGGGAUGCAUUGGCGUCGUCAGCAGAAGCGGAACUCUGACAUACGAGGCAGUCAACCAGACCAGCCAAGUUGGUUUAGGCCAGUCGGUCUGUGUAGGGAUCGGCGGUAUUGUACUCAUAGGCGAAAUAGGCGGUUCCGCAGAAGAGGAAGCAGCGGAGUGGCUCAAAAAGCACAACUGCGGAAAACCGGUGGUUUCGUUCAUCGCGGGGAGCAGCGCGCCACCGGGGCGACGCAUGGGCCAUGCGGGCGCUAUCGUCAGCGGGAACACCGGAACUGCAUCGGGGAAGGUGAAGGCUCUACAGGCAGCGGGAGUAGUGGUGGUGAACAACCCGGCGCGCAUUGGAGAGGCCAUGUAUGCGGCAAUGAAAGACAAGGGGCUCGUUUGA